Molecule: messenger RNA, 1422 nt
Organism: Beauveria bassiana ARSEF 2860
Lineage: Eukaryota; Fungi; Ascomycota; Sordariomycetes; Hypocreales; Cordycipitaceae
Exons: 2
Coding region: 1-1422 (473 amino acids)
Source: RefSeq, a predicted model, not a curated record
AUGCGAUACCAUAAUCUGCUGGCGGGCGUCAUCGCAUUCACAAGCGCGGCGGCCGCGCAAUUCAUCUUUCCCGAGUCAUCAAGCAACCUGCAGGUCAACCAGGCGGUCCAGAUCCGGUGGAACAAGGCCAAUCUGCAGGAGCCGCUCUCCAUCAACCUCGUUCCAGCCGGCCAGGUGAUUCGACAAGACAUUGUUCUGCAACAGGUUGCAGUAAACAUUGGAAACGUGGGAAUCUUUCAAUGGAGCGCGGAUCAGACCAUAUCCGCGUUUCCCAAGUUUGCCAUGGUGAUUGUCGAUGCCCGGUCGCAGGUUGUCGAGUCGCAGACAUUUGCGAUUUCGGGCCUGACGAAGCAGCCGAAUCAGCAGAUUGAUCUGAACAACGGCAAUGCUGGGGGGACGAAGAACAAUAAUGGCAACAACAAGCAGAAUGAAAAGCAAAAAGUAAAGGCAAAGAAUAACGAUAAUGACAAGAAUGGCAACAGCCGUGUUGGUGGUAAUCAAAACGACGACAAGAAGCAACAGAAUGGGAAUGGGCAAAAAGAUAAAGCCACGGAUAAGCAGCAGCAGAACAACAACAACAACAACAACAACAACAACAACAAGGGCUCGAGUACCUUGCUGCCUCUCCCCGGUCUGCCGCCCAAGGGCGCGCCGCCCGUCCCUCUGAAGCCUCUCCCCGGUCUGCCGCCCAAGGGCGCGUCGGCCGUCUCUCUGAAGCCUCUCCCCGGUCUGCCGCCCAAGGGCGCGCCGCCCGUUUCUCUGAAGCCUCUCCCUAAUACCGUCGAAUCCGUCCCCAUCUCGAAGCCGGCUGCUGCGGUACCAGAGUCCAGCAAGAGCCCUGCUGCUCCAGAUGCAGGCAAGGAGGCAUCAUCAUCAUCAUCAACGUCCAAACCUGCACCAGCCGUUGCGGAGCCUGCGCCCGCCGCUGCCCCGGAGGCCAAGCCCGAGCCCGCCGCGGCUGUGCCUUCACCCACCGCGGCUGCCAGCGAGACUGCCAAGGAGCAGCCCGAACCGGCCCAACCCGCAGCCAACGGGUUCACGAUUUUGCAGCCAUCCGCCGUCGCAGCAGCAUCGCCCGCCAAAGCAGUCAAAGCCGUCGCCGCCGCCGUACCGGAGAGCAGUCUGAAAGCCGAGGCGCUUGCCGCGGGCCGUUCUUUCCGCGAGAAGACGACCAGUGAGGUGCUUUUCCUGACGGCGCUCGGGGUGCAGCCCGGCCAGGACAAGACCAUCAGUACGGCGAUUACGCCCCGUCCGGUGAACUUGGCCGCGAGCAACGCGGGUGGAGCAUCAGGGGCGCAGGAAACUUCGUCGCCGGAAGAUGCGAAGCCAACAGUCUUGUCGGAGAAGAGCAGCGCGGAGAGAAAGGUCCCCGGUCUGGCACUGGGGUUGCUUGGUGUUGCUGCCGGUGUGGCGUUGCUGUGA